ACCACAACUGCUCCAACAACAACCACAACUGCUCCAACAACAACCACAACUGCACCAACAACAACACCAACUGCUCCAACAACGACCACAAGUGCACCAACGGCAACUGCUCUAAUCGCAACUACCACUGUUCCAACCUCAACCACACCUGCUCCAACAACAACCACAACUGCUCCAACAACAACCACAACUGCACCUACAACAACCACAACUGCACCAACAACAACACCAACUCCUCCAACAAUAACCACAAGAUCUCCAACAACGACCACAAGUGCUCCAACAACAACCACAACUGCACCAACAACAACCACAAGUGCACCAACAACGACCACAAGUGCUCCAACAACGACCACAAGUGCUCCAACAACGACCACAAGUGCUCCAACAACAACCACAACUGCACCAACAACAACCACCGGUGCAACAACAACAACCACAACUGUACCAAGAACAACCACAACUGCUCCAACAACAUCCACAACUGCUCCAACAACGACCACAAGUGCUCCAACAACGACCACAACUGCACCAACAACAACCACAACUGCUCCAACAACAACCACAACUGCACCAACAACAACACCAACUGCUCCAACAACAACCACAAGUGCUCCAACAACGACCACAAGUGCUCCAACAACGACCACAAGUGCUCCAACAACAACCACAACUGUACCAACAACGACCACAAGUUCUCCAACAAUGACCACAAGUGCUCCAACAACAACCACAACUGCACCAACAACAACCACAACUGCUCAAACAACAACCACAACUGCACCAACAACAACCACCAGUGCAACAACAACAACUACAACUGCACCAACAACAACCACAACUGCUCCAACAACAUCCACAACUGCUCCAACAACGACCACAAGUGCUCCAACAACGGCAUCUGCUCCAGUCACAACUACAACUGUUCCAACCACAACCACAAGUGCUCCAACAACAACCACAACUGCUCCAACUACAACCACAACUGCUCCAACAACGACCACAACUGCUCCAACAACCACAGCUUUUCCAAUCACAACUACAACUGUUCAAACCACAACUGCACCACCAUCAACC
Acanthochromis polyacanthus (spiny chromis) is the source of this 1077-nucleotide messenger RNA. RefSeq names its product mucin-2-like. The record is from RefSeq and is a predicted model, not a curated record. Lineage: Eukaryota; Metazoa; Chordata; Actinopteri; Pomacentridae. The transcript is spliced from 2 exons. The annotation marks the transcript as partial.